AUGAGAGCAUUUCUUAUUGUCUUAUUAAUUUCUUUUGCAGUUGCUGGACCAAUUAUUUGCAACCUUUGUAUUGGACUUGUUAAUACCCUUGAUGGCCUCAUCGUAAAUAAAGGUGCUGAUAGAGUAAGAAAUUAUAUUGAUGAUCUUUGUGGUAAGGCUGAUGGAUUUAUUGCUCAGCUCUGUGAAAAACUUCUUUCAUUUGGACUUGAUAAACUUAUUGAUCUUAUUCAAAGUAAAGUCGAUCCUAACGCAAUUUGUGCUCAAAUGAACGCUUGCUAA
Messenger RNA from Entamoeba nuttalli P19, 279 nucleotides. RefSeq names its product nonpathogenic pore-forming peptide precursor, putative. The transcript has a single exon. Bases 1 to 279 code for a protein of 92 amino acids. Lineage: Eukaryota; Evosea; Mastigamoebida; Endamoebidae. The record is from RefSeq and is a predicted model, not a curated record.